This is a messenger RNA of Apus apus (common swift), 964 nucleotides long. It is a transcript of the gene COQ10B, whose product is annotated as coenzyme Q10B. The transcript is spliced from 5 exons. Bases 25 to 714 code for a protein of 229 amino acids. The record is from RefSeq and is a predicted model, not a curated record. Gene Ontology annotation, molecular function: ubiquinone binding. NCBI's taxonomy places the organism in Eukaryota, Metazoa, Chordata, Aves, Apodiformes, Apodidae. Gene Ontology annotation, cellular component: mitochondrion. Gene Ontology annotation, biological process: ubiquinone biosynthetic process; cellular respiration.
GGGCGGGCGGCGCGGUCCCUCAGGAUGGCGCGGAGCGGGCGGGCACUCGGUAGGGCCCUGGCGGGAGGGCUCGCCGCCCCGCCGCCCGGCGCGGCCGCUGUCAGGCACUUGGCUUCCUGUGGUAUUCUAAUGACCAGAAUUUCUCCUUUGCAAGUACCUGUAAUGAGCCAUACCUUUUCAAGAACUUUCUUUGACAUUGCUGCACCACUAGUGAAUAAAAGAAAAGAAUAUUCUGAAAGAAGAAUUAUAGGGUAUUCUAUGCAGGAAAUGUAUGAAGUUGUUGCUCUUGUGGAGAACUACAAACUAUUUGUACCUUGGUGUAAAAAGUCAGAUAUCUUAUCAAAGCGCUCUGGAUACUGCAAAGCACAGCUAGAAAUAGGAUUCCCUCCUGUAGUGGAGAGGUACACAUCAGUUGUUACCCUAGUGAGACCACAUCUAGUUAAGGCAUCCUGCACAGAUGGAAAACUAUUUCAUCACUUGGAAACAGUGUGGCGUUUAAGCCCAGGUAUCCCUGGUUACCCAAGGACAUGUACAUUGGAUUUUUCAGUUUCUUUUGAAUUUCGUUCACUUCUACACUCAAAACUUGCUACGCUAUUUUUUGAUGAAGUGGUAAAGCAGAUGGUAGCUGCCUUUGAAAGAAGAGCAUCCAAACUCCAUGGCCCAGAAACAAGUAUACCUCGGGAGCUAAUGCUUCAUGAAGUUCAUCAAACAUAAGAGAAAAUUCUAACAACUUCUGUUACGAACUUGUUUAUAGCUUUGUUUGUACAAGGGGUGCCAUGCUGCUCCUUUGGGGCAUUUAUUUAUUAUCUGAGCUUUGUGAUUUCAUUCUGUACAAAACACACCCAUUCAGCCAGAUCUAUACAGAAUGUUCAAGCUACAAUCAACUGCAACUUAAACUGUUAUGAGUGACAGACACUUGGCAGCUACUCUAACACAAGGUAUAAACGUUUAGAAACUUGCUAAA